This is a messenger RNA of Lates calcarifer (barramundi perch), 2006 nucleotides long. Its product is annotated as transmembrane protein 184C. The transcript is spliced from 12 exons. Lineage: Eukaryota; Metazoa; Chordata; Actinopteri; Centropomidae. Bases 233 to 1552 code for a protein of 439 amino acids. Gene Ontology annotation, biological process: transport. The record is from RefSeq and is a predicted model, not a curated record. Gene Ontology annotation, molecular function: transporter activity.
GAUUUUUCUGUGCUUAGCUGCUACCAGUUGGACUAAAAAUGUCAAAUUAGUCUUGAUAGUGUUGCUACAGGAAGGUCAGAGGUCAGCAGUCUUUUCAAAGUGGAGGAAACACCAACCAGAGUUUUGUGUUUCUUACUGGUUCCUGUGCUGUAACCUGCCGGGCUAUUUCCCCCCUUUGUGGCCUGUGGUUUAGGAUGCACCUGUAGUCGACGCUGAGGGUGAAACAGCCGUGAUGCCGUGUUCCUGUGCCGAGUGGAGGAGGUGGAUCCGCCCUCUGGUCCUGGUCCUCUACGCUCUCCUGUUGGUGGCCGUGCUGCCGCUCUGCAUCUGGGAGCUGCAGAAAGACAAGGUUGGGACUCACAGUAAAGCUUGGUUCAUAGCCGGCGUGUUCGUCUUUCUCACUAUCCCAAUUUCUCUGUGGGGGAUCCUGCAGCAUAUGGUGCACUACACCCAGCCCGAGCUGCAGAAACCAAUCAUCAGGAUACUAUGGAUGGUGCCGAUCUACAGUUUGGACAGCUGGCUGGCUCUGCGGUACCCCACCCUGGCCAUCUACGUGGACACCUGCAGGGAGUGCUACGAGGCCUACGUCAUCUACAACUUCCUGGUGUUCCUGCUGAACUUCCUCAGUAACCAGUACCCGAGCCUGGUGCUGAUGCUGGAGGUGCAGCAGCAGCAGCCACACCUGCCCCCGCUCUGCUGCUGCCCGCCCUGGCCCAUGGGAGAGGUGCUGUUGUUCAGGUGUAAGCUGGGAGUCCUCCAGUACACUGUCGUCAGACCUGUAACCACGGUGAUAGCGCUGAUCUGUCAGCUCUGUGGUGUUUAUGAUGAAGCCAACUUCAGCUUCAGAAACGCCUGGUCCUACCUGGUCAUCAUCAACAACAUAUCUCAGCUGUUUGCCAUGUACUGUCUGCUGCUGCUGUACCGAGCCCUUAGAGAGGAGCUGACUCCCAUCAGGCCUGUGGGCAAGUUCCUCUGCGUCAAACUGGUCGUCUUUGUCUCUUUCUGGCAGGCUGUAUUAAUAGCGUUCCUGGUGAAGGUCGGUGUGAUCUCCGACAAACACACCUGGGACUGGGACAGUGUGGAGGCCGUGGCCACUGGACUACAGGACUUCAUCAUCUGCAUAGAGAUGUUCCUGGCUGCCAUCGCUCAUCACUACACCUUCACCUACAAGCCCUACGUACAGGAAGCAGAGGAGGGCUCGUGUUUCGACAGUUUUCUGGCCAUGUGGGAUUUCUCUGAUAUUAGAGCUGAUGUCACAGAGCAGGUCCGACAUGUUGGUCGUACAUUCCUGGGUCGUCCAAACAAGAUGUACUUUGGUUCAGCAGCUCGACCUGAACACACUGAACACACUGGCCUCCUCACAGCGUCCUCCCAGGACCCCAUCGCAGCGGCAGCCACAUCGAUGCCCCCCUCACCUUCCUCGAGUGGACGGUACCAAGGCCUCGGCCACACCCCCACCCCUCACUCCAUCUCCGCCCCUGCAGGAUUUACUUCUUCAACCUGGGAGGACGACAGUGACAGCUCACCUCCACAGGCGGGCGGUGUCCAGUAACAGGGUGUCAGCACUGCGAACCCACAUCCAGGGGUAGGACUGGAGUGUGCUUCAUGGUUACGGACAAAGAAACUCUUGGAUUCUGUAAUAAAGCCAGAAAAUAAAAAUAUAAAAUGAAUGAAAAGCUCAUUUAUCAAGACUCAGCAAAGGAAAGCAGAGAAAGAGUCUGCACUCUGUGGUGUCAAAGCCAUGUUUGUUGAGAAACUUUGGUAUAAUUUUAAAAUAAUUACCCAGUUUUAAAUGUUUGAAAUCUGUAUUUUGGUGUCAGAUGAUGUCAUUUUGAUAAAUGUACCAGUGGCAGUUGAGAGGAAGAGAUAUCUGAUGGUUUCAUCGGACUGAGGACAAGGUGUUGUCUUAGUUUUACACUCUAAUGGUGCUGAAGUGUUGUUGAGCUAGGUCUGACUAUUUGUUCUAAUUAACAAUAAAUCAAAAUGUCAUAUCUAAUCACCACAAA